Molecule: messenger RNA, 1692 nt
Organism: Notechis scutatus (mainland tiger snake)
Lineage: Eukaryota; Metazoa; Chordata; Lepidosauria; Squamata; Elapidae
Source: RefSeq, a predicted model, not a curated record
GAAGAAGACCGUAUACAAAAGCGUCUUCUUCUCCUUCGCCCUGAUCGUAACCAUGAUGCUCUUGCAGAAGGGCAGUGUUCCCAACCAGCUCUUCCAGAGCCCGCCGGCGAAACCCGCCCUCUCCCAAGAGUCGCUCAAAACCCAGAAGAGGGAUGAAGUGCCGUCUCUUGCCAAUGCUUUCUGGAAAAAGGCGGUUGAGGUUCCCCCGCCCGCCGAAGCCACCGAGAAAGGGGUGACGUCCUGGGACGUGAAGACCACCAACUGCACGGCCAACCUCAACUUCACCAAGGAGGAGUGGUUCCGAAACCUGGAGCCCAACUUCCAACAGUUCCUCUUUUACCGGCACUGCCGCUACUUCCCCAUCCUCAUCAACCACCCGGAGAAAUGCAGUGGCGAGAUCGAGCUCCUGAUCGUGGUGAAGUCGGUCAUCACUCAACACGACCGCCGGGAAGCCAUCCGUAGGACGUGGGGCCAAGAGCGAGUGCUGGAGGGGAAACAAAUCAAGACGCUCUUCCUCCUGGGCAUCGCCUCCAAAGAAGAGGAGAGGGCCAACUACCAGAAGCUGUUGGAGUACGAGGAUCGGAUCUAUGGGGACAUCCUGCAGUGGGACUUCUUGGAUACCUUUUUCAACCUCACCUUGAAGGAAGUCCAUUUCCUGAAGUGGUUCAACAUCUACUGCGACCAGGUCCGGUACAUCUUCAAGGGCGACGAUGACGUCUUCGUGAGUCCCGAGAACAUCUUGGAGUUCCUCAAGGAUCAGAAAGGAGGAGACCUCUUCGUGGGUGACGUGCUGGUCAAGGCGAGGCCCAUUCGCAAAAAGGAAAACAAAUACUACAUCCCCAACUCUUUAUAUGGCAAGACCUACUACCCGUCGUACGCGGGCGGAGGGGGCUUCGUGAUGGACGGGCCCUUGGCGAAGCGUCUCCACAAAGCCUCCGAAAACCGGGAGCUGUACCCCAUCGAUGACGUCUUCAUGGGGAUGUGUCUGGAGGACCUCAAGGUGACCCCCGUGGCUCACACCGGCUUCAAGACGUUUGGCCUCGUGAGGAACAAGAACAGCAAAAUGAACCGCGAGCCCUGUUUCUACAAAAGCAUGUUGGUGGUCCAUAAACUUCAGCCGUCCGACCUGAUCAACAUGUGGGAUUUGGUCCAUAAACAUUUGUCCUGUUCUCAAAAAGCCAACAUCCUUUAGCUCAACCCGAUUUUUUGGCCAAAGAGGAAGAUCGCCGGUGCCCCAAAGAUGCUGGGGAAAAUUAUCUGACUUCUCUCCCCGCUGCCCAGCUUUCUAAUGAAGUCGAAAGAAAGCAAGAUGACAGGGACCGAUCGUGUUGGAGGGGAGGGGUUUGUUGAAAUAAUUGGAAAUGGGGUGUGUGUCUUUUUUUUUUGUUGUUGUUCAUAUUUUAUUUGUUCCCCUGUGGGACUUUUGAAGGAUGUAGAAGAAAAAAAAAACUUGAAAAGAUAUGGAGUCAAUGGCCAGAAAAGGGAAUUGACUAUUCCGGGAGCGAUGAAGGAUGACUACCCCACGUUGGGCAGUCGAGCAAGUCACACCUUCCUUUAUUUGUGCCCCUUUUUUUGGUGGUGUGCUUUACAGCUGGAGGCUGGUCCUAAAGCUAAGACAUUUAUUUCUAGCUGUGUGUGCGUGUUUGUGCGUGUGUGUGUGUGUGUGUGUGUGUGAGAGAGAGAGAGAGAGAG